AUGGCGAGGCCCGCGGUCCCAGGACACCGGGCGAAGCUGCUGGUGUGCGUGGCCUGCACGGUGCUGGUGUGGGCGAGCAGCGGCCUGACCACGCCCACCUCGGCCCAAGCCUCCGAAACCGAGGCCCAAGCCUCCGCUACGCCCACGAACCCCCAGGCCCAAGCCUCCAAAACCGAGGCCCAAGCCUCCACCACGCCCACGACCCCCCAGGCCCAAGCCACCCAGACCGCGGCCACCGCCACGGCCGCGCCCGCCAUCCCCAAAGCCCCCCAGACCCCCCCGCCCCCGUCCGCCUCCCUCGCCACGCCCGCCCUCUCCCAAGCCGCCACGCCCGCCGCCGCGCCCGCCGCCACGCCCUCCGUGAGCGCGCUGCUGCGCUUGGCACGUGCCACCGCUGCCGCCCAGUGUGCCUCCGACGGCGGCGCCUGCACCACGGACGGCCAGUGCUGCUCCGCGCUGUGCAGCACCUCCAUAUCGAAAUGCGGGUGCUCCGACGACGGCGUGCCGUGCACGGCAAACAGGCAGUGCUGCGGCGGGCUGUGCAACGCGGCGACGCUCACCUGCGGCUGCUCCGACGGCGGCGGCGGCUGCGAGCGGAACAGCGACUGCUGCAGCGGCGCCUGCUCGCCGGCCAAGACGUGCGGCGUGGGGUGCGGCACCGGCGGCGCGGGAUGCGUGGAGAACGCGGAAUGCUGCGGCGGCUUCUGCAACUCCCAGGGCACCUGCGGCUGCCAGACCCCCGGCUACGGCUGCGAGUUUGAUGACGACUGCUGCUCCGCAAAUUGCGACCCGGGGUAUGGCCUGUGCGACUGA
Molecule: messenger RNA, 813 nt
Organism: Chlorella variabilis
Lineage: Eukaryota; Viridiplantae; Chlorophyta; Trebouxiophyceae; Chlorellales; Chlorellaceae
Exons: 7
Coding region: 1-813 (270 amino acids)
Source: RefSeq, a predicted model, not a curated record